AUGAAUUACGAAAGGGCUAAGGGCCCCGCCAUCGUUGGGGGGGCGUUUUUUGGUGAAAUGCCCCAGAUCGUCAAGAUCAUAGCAGCGAAGAGUGGCGAAGGGAUCAGCAUCACUGGCACUGUUCUUGAACUUACUGCAAUACUCGUUAAUGUAGCUUAUAACUUCGUUAAUGGAUACCCUUUCAGUUCCUAUGGAGAUGGAGUCUUCCUACUGAUACAGACUGCUAUAAUUGGAGCUCUGGUGUACCACUAUGGAGGAUCAACAGGAAGUGCCAUAGCCUUCUUUGCUACUGUAACAAUUUUGACUGGUCUAUUGUCAUCUGGUUUUGUUGCAUUGAAAAUUCUAUGGAUUCUGCAAGCAUGCAAUAUUCCUGUUGUAUUUGCAGGAAAGAUGAUACAGGCCCUUGCCAACUACAGGAACAGCAGUACAGGACAACUGUCAGCAAUCACUGUAGCAAUGCUCUUCUUAGGCUCCAUGGCCCGUAUCUUCACCUCGAUUCAGGAAACUGGUGACCAAAUCAUCAUUCUCACAUACUGUGUUGCAACCUUUGCCAAUGGUGUCAUCAUGGCACAGCUGCUGUACUACUGGAAUGUGCCAGUUAAAACAAAGAAAGCAUAAUACAGUAUUUUAAUAGGAUUUAUUCAGUAGUAACAUACUCUAGUGUAGGUUUUAUCUUAAAGAACAAAAAGGCACAAUACUGUGACUGAAACAAUACACAAAUAAAUCUUAUGACGACGUUUCGGUCUUACAUGGACCAUUUACAAGUCGGACCGAAACUGUCGUAAGUCUCUCCUGUGUGUGGGUUAUUUGUGCAUUGGUUUUAUCCCUUGUAUAGUCUGAUCCAUGACUUUUUGCCAACCAAUCCUUAAUUUGCCUUAUGUCUUGUGUAUAAGUCAACUCUAGUGUUUGAGAGACAGAACAACAUUCUUUUUUUACUUGUUCCCUUUUGCUGUGUAGUGUCAAAUAACCUACAUGAAUUUAGCACUUUAAACGAAUAAAAGUAAAAUACUCUCCAUGGCUUCCUCUCUUAUAAGCUGCAGUAAUUUGUGCUAACAGUAUCUACACUCAGACUGUUAGAGAGAAGAAUCAGUCUCCUACCAAGCAGUACUGCAGAGGAAAAUCAGUCUCCUACCAAGCAGUACUGCAGAGGAAAUCAGUCUCCUACCAAGCAGUACUGCAGAGGAGAAUCAGUCUCCUACCAAGCAGUACUGCAGAGGAGAAUCAGUCUCCUACCUGGCAGUGCUGCAGAGGAAAAUCAGUCUCCUACCAAGCAGUACUGCAGAGGAGAAUCAGUCUCCUAUCUAGCAGUGAUCAACUAACAUAGUACUGCUAAUAAGUAACAUAGGGGGGGAGGGCCUCAUGACAACUUAUAGUAUUUUGAAGUGUAAAAUCAAAUUUAUUUUUAUAUUUUUGGUGGAAUGUGGGUGUUCAAUGUGGUUUUUACCUUUGAUGCUUCUAAACAAAUUAGUAUGGUAGUCCCAACAAGCAUGAAUUUUGACCCAAAAAUACUCAAGUAUACCUGGGGGGGUUUUCCAGGUGGUCCAUGGUUAGGCCUCGUGGUGGAUUAGGGCCUGAUCAGUCAGGCUGUUACUGCUGGCCGUACUCGAACCAACAUGUGAACUAAAUAAAUCGCUCUACUACCAUUCUACCUGAAGCACUGGUCUUAAAAUCUGAACUUAAACCCAUUUUGAGUAUAUACAGUAAAAUUAUUUUAGGAUAAAUUAAUAUUGUUAUUGUUAUCGGUGGGAGACGGCCGACUUGUUGAAAAAAAAAAAUAUAUAUAUAUGUAUAUUUACCUGGGGAACCAUCUAUGCCAUCCCUUUAGCUCAACUCUUGACUAGAGCAUAAAAGUUAAUACCUAAUGCAUGCUAAACUCAAAAAGUUAUAAACUUUCCCAUUGUCAAGUGAGGUUGUGAUAUAAUAGAAGCAUUCCAAGUACAAUUUACACAGUUGCUGAAAUGCAUCCAGAUUCCAUUGUUUUAUAACUUUUAGGGUAUUUUUAAAUGUUCUACAGUUUGAAAAAAUACUUAGCAGUAUGCCACCAGCAGAAAUUUAUUAUUGUAUAAAGAACGAUGAGGCACAAUACCAGGACUGAAACAAUACACAAAUAAACUGCACAAAUGAGAAAGAAACUUGGGGCAACUUUUCAGUCCAACUUGGAUCAUUUAGAGUGAUUAAUUAAUUGUCCAAGCUGGUCCGAAAGAUCGUCAUAAGUUUAUUCCUUGAGUGUGCAGGUGGGAGACGGCUGACUUGUUGAAAAAAAAAAAAAAAAAAAAAAAAAAAACUGAGUCCCCUCAAAAAAAAUUAGUUUGUUAGCUAUCAGCUUGUGGCCCAUUCUGAGUUGGGGGUUCCAUUUUUUUUUUUUUUUUUUUUUUUUUUUUUUUUUAAGUAAAUUUCGUAGCAAUGCUAAAUCCUUUGACAUUUCCUGAGAUUAUGAGGGUGAAUUUUAAGUUUGGGAAUAAGCCUAAAAAUGUAAAAAAAAAAAUUCAAGAAAUACUGUACUUAGACAUAUGCAUUUUUUAGAUAUAAGUGAACAGUAUUAUUGUAUAUUGCCUACUCUCAGGUGUACUUUUUGUAGACUUCCAGAUGCCCAAAUUUCACGCACACUGAAAUAUGAACAUACGUAUAUCCUUUUAUCACCAGGGUAUUGUUAGCUACUGUAACACUGGCUAUAAUUCUGUAAAAAAAAUUUUAAUCUGCUGUUCAGUAGUAAAACAAAUAUAUAAUUUAAAUCAAAAUCUUGUUACCAUUUUUACAAAUAGAAACAGUUUAAUAAUUUUGUAUAAAGUUAUAAAAUAUAAAAAUAAUUCAUGAGAAGGUGUGACUUUUGGUCACCAGUCUGCUGGUGGUGACUGAGAACUCGUGGACACUGUUGACUGCUGGAAUAUUGUUUUAGUAAUGUCUCGUAUGUAAAGACUACUUGCACACCAGAGGUUUGAUGCAUUUUAUGAAUGUAAUAAUAAUGAUAAGCUCACACCCAUGCAACUGUUAUCUUUGUCAUGUAGCAGUGUGACUGGCACUUGUUUGACCUGACAGUUAUCUUUGUCAUGUAGCAGUGUGACUGGCACUUGUUUGACCUGACAGUUAUCUUUGUCAUGUAGCAGUGUGACUGGCAUUUGUUUGACCUGACAGUUAUCUUUGUCAUGUAGCAGUGUGACUGGCACUUGUUUGACCUGACAGUUAUCUUUGUCAUGUAGCAGUGUGACUGGCACUUGUUUGACCUGACAGUUAUCUUUGUCAUGUAGCAGUGUGACUGGCACUUGUUUGACCUGACAGUUAUCUUUGUCAUGUAGCAGUGUGACUGGCACUUGUUUGACCUGACAGUUAUCUUUGUCAUGUAGCAGUGUGACUGGCACUUGUUUGACCUGACAGUUAUCUUUGUCAUGUAGCAGUGUGACUGGCACUUGUUUGACCUGACAGUUAUCUUUGUCAUGUAGCAGUGUGACUGGCACUUGUUUGACCUGACAGUUAUCUUUGUCAUGUAGCAGUGUGACUGGCACUUGUUUGACCUGACAGUUAUCUUUGUCAUGUAGCAGUGUGACUGGCACUUGUUUGACCUGACAGUUAUCUUUGUCAUGUAGCAGUGUGACUGGCACUUGUUUGACCUGACAGUUAUCUUUGUCAUGUAGCAGUGUGACUGGCACUUGUUUGACCUGACAGUUAUCUUUGUCAUGUAGAAGUGUGACUGGCACUUGUAUUACUGCAGUAUUACUUGUAGUACUGCAAGAUUGGUAAAUAUAUUUCAGUACAGUACUGUAUGCUUUUCAUUAGCAGAAUAUAUGCAUUAUUAAUUCUGUAAUACUGUAUUUAUUCAUCUUUAUUUUUAAAGGUGCUAAUAAUUUUUUGUGCACCAAUGAGUCUUGUAAGAGACAUUUAUCUCGUAAUUUUUAGACAUAAGGUGUUAUCAUUUUCUAGUCUGUACUAUGACAUUGAGAGACAUAUUUUAUACUAUGUGUCUUUCAUUUAAUAUUGAUUUAUAUUAGCAACAUUUCUUUAAAAAAAUAUUUUUAUAUACUGUAGUGUAUUUUUUAUUGUUUAAGGGAAAGACAAAGGUGUAAUUGUUUGUGUAUAUAUUGUUAAUUAUGGUAAAAUUUAAUGAAAAAAGUUUACUGAC
Messenger RNA from Cherax quadricarinatus, 4114 nucleotides. Lineage: Eukaryota; Metazoa; Arthropoda; Malacostraca; Decapoda; Parastacidae. The record is from RefSeq and is a predicted model, not a curated record.